This is a messenger RNA of Scutellospora calospora, 237 nucleotides long. The record is from the annotation of a GenBank genome assembly. NCBI's taxonomy places the organism in Eukaryota, Fungi, Glomeromycota, Glomeromycetes, Diversisporales, Gigasporaceae.
AUGUCAAACGGUUGUAAAAUCUGGUGUAAAAAGAUGGUGAUGGUAAAUGGUUAUGAAAUCCUUUGUGAUGAAAUGAUUAUUAAACCUAAUGAUGAAACAAUUAUUGAACCUGAAUUCGAUAAAAAAAAAUCAGGAAAUAAAAAUAUGACAAUAACUGAAAAAUCGGGUUACUGGCACAGAGAUGGACAAGAAAAUAAAUAUCGUCCAUGGGGUGGUCCUGGAUAUGGAAAGGCAUAA